Molecule: messenger RNA, 1927 nt
Organism: Brassica napus (rape)
Lineage: Eukaryota; Viridiplantae; Streptophyta; Magnoliopsida; Brassicales; Brassicaceae
Product: defensin-like protein 295
Exons: 2
Coding region: 1317-1655 (112 amino acids)
Source: RefSeq, a predicted model, not a curated record
UAUUCUUUAUUUUACAGUCGAUAAAAAUUGUAAUGUUCAAAAUGUUAAAAUCAUUUAAUGAACAAACAUUAUUAUAAAACUUCAGUCCGCACAUGCGCGCAUAUUAUCAUCUAGUUGUUAUUAAAAUAGAUUAUUGUCAAUAACAAUAUGUGUAGCCAAGGCUCACAUUAUAUCAUCAAUCAACAAUACCCAAAUAAUUCAGCAUAAGUAUGUCAAGUUUGUUUAUAUAAACGGCCUCCUAAAAUUUGUUAGAAAUCUAGAGAAAUCUAAUUAAAUGGAAAGUUAAUUAUAGACAAGGAUACAUAUAUCUGGUAACUUUUAAUUGAUUUAUUUGUUGUGAAAUUGUUUUCCACCUAAAACAUAAAAUUGGUAACAUAAAUCAUAGGGAAUUUACAUGAUUUAAUUGCCAGUUAUUCUUAGCUUAAACGAAGAUUGUCUUUAUAAAUUCUGGAAGUGAUUGGUAAAUGUUGUGGCUUUUAUUUUUUGAGUUUAGAAUAUAUGAUGUAAGUUUUUCUGCUGUAAUUGUAGAUUUUAUUGUUGUAGAUUUAUAUUAAUAACUUUCAAAUCACUGAAUAUAAAGUUUUAGAAAAAUUUAUUUCCAAAGCCAAUUUAAUUCCUAUUUUAAAUUUAGGGAUGUAGUUUUAAAUUAUUUUUUUAAAGUAUGAUUGGUUAAUUAAAUUGGCGGUAAAAAAAAUGAGCUGUAGAAAGUAUUCAUAGAACUUACCAAUCAUCCCCUAUAUGAUAAUUUAAUAUAGUAUUUUUAACAAUAAUGUAAUAUGGUAUCAAGGAUGAAUAUAUAUAUAUAUAUACACAAAGAUAUGGUAAUAAAAUCAAGCAGCAAAAGCAAAAGAAUCAUCCAAAUUUUUAUUACAUUCUGAAAAUAUACAAUUUUCUAGUUAAUGUAGAUACGUCACUGAAUAAAAAAGAUUGCUAUUAGCUUCUCAAAGUCAAAGAAAUGACAAAUAAAUAGCAAAUGUUUAUAAGCCAUAGCUUACCGGUAUACCUUUGAUAUACACUUCAACAGUUAACAUAAUUAAGAAAUGGCAUCAAAGAUCACAGUUAAUAUGGCAUCAAGGAUGAAUAUAUACAAAGAUAUGGUAAUAAAAUCAAGCAGCAAAAGCAAAAGAAUCAUCCAAAUUUUUAUUACAUUCUGAAAAUAUACAAUUUUCUAGUUAAUGUAGAUACGUCACUGAAUAAAAAAUAUUGCUACUAGCUUCCCAAAGUCAAAUAAAUGACAAAUAAAUAGCAAAUGUUUAUAGGCCAUAGCUUACCGGUAUACCUUUGAUAUACACUUCAACAGUUAACAUAAUUAAGAAAUGGCAUCAAAGAUCACGUUUGUCGUUCUUCUUGCUUUUGUUAUCGCUUGUGCAAUGACGAUGAGUGUUCCGAAAGCGGGAGCUCAGAUUUUUCUUCCAUGCAAAACAACAAAAGAUUGUGAAUACCUUCACUGCUCGAACGGGACACCUCUAUGCGUAAAUGGGCAAUGCCAAUGUACCAUUUUAUCAACUCAUGCGGCAAGACUUGACGACUUAAAAACGAAGAAGAAUAAUGCCAAGAAAUGCAAGUUGACGACAGACUGUGAUCCUCGUAUGAAAUUUACUUGUGUUUCGAGAUCUUAUAUGUGUUUUGAUGGUCUCUGUACCUGCACCAAUUAAUGCCAAUUAUUAUAAACAUUGCAUACAUAUUUUGGUGAUUUUUUUAAUAUAGGUCGAAUCAUCGAUUUUAAUAUCAUAUAAUCUCUAUGUAUCUUAUUAAAGUAGAAGUACUUUAAGCUUUUGUUUGGUAACAUAGAUAGCUGUUAAAAAAUAGUGUUGUUUGAAAACAUAGAUAGUAGUAACGGAUUUAUGCUAUUAAAAAUAUUGGAAGUCCAUUACAUUAUAUUAAAAAGUAAUGGAUUUAUGUUACUUGAUAUACAUAUUCAAAUCAA